UUGGUCAGUUUGUGUGGUAUGCAAAUAACACAGCCGUACGUCACAUCCUGAACUUCAGCGCCAUUUUUUCCGUCACGGCAAAGAAAGGGGACAAAAAGCCCUGCAAAAAAUUGCCAAUGUCCUUGUCCUCGGUUCACUAACGAGUAACGACGUGUUUUAAAAGCCCCUAAGCGGCCGCACAGACGCACGGGAUGCGCUUCCGCUGAGUGCGACGGCGGAGGAAGACGGAGAGAACUCUGCGGGCGGGCGAGUGUUGUCGCUGGGGGACGAGUGGAGGAAGUGGGGUGAACGCAGUGCGAGCAUAGCCGAACCCUACCUCGGAGCCCGGAGCAGAAGGACGUGAACAACAAUGUAUCAGCUCCCGGUGAACAACUUGGAGAAGGUCCGCAAGGCGCGCAAGGCGGUGAAGAACGUGUUGAGUGAAAUCGGCCUGGAGGACUGCCAGAAAUUUCUUGAGGAGCUGGAUGGUAAAAAGAUUGAGGAAGACUCAGAGGAAGAGGAUCCUUUGCUGGGGACUGAGUGGACCGACUUCACUGACGGAUACAACGGACGACUACGUAAGAAGUGGCCUUACCGCUCUCGCACCAUGUGCUGCAUCAUGUGCAAGUACUCGUCCAAGAACAUCUACCACUACCGCAAUCAUGUGGCGCGCUGCCACGAGUACCUACAGCGCCUGUGCUCGCUCACCUCCUGCCAACGGUGUAUUUUCGUGGCCCACCCGCGCGCCGUCAAGAAGCACAUCCUACUCUUCCACAGCGGGCGUGCAACCGAUUCGGCGGUGCCGGUGGCACCGUCUAGCGUGGCGACCACUACGACGACGACGACGACGGCAGUGGCGGGUGGCGCAAUUCACCGAGCCAUUGAGCGCUACAAGUGCAGGAAGUGCUCCUACCCGUCACAGUCUGUCUUCGCCAUCAAGAAGCAUAUCAUCCUCAAGCACAUGGAGGGUGUGGCUGAACAAUACAUUGGGUACCGGCAUCCGAUAGCGGGUUCCAACGCCAAGCUUUACUGCUGUAAAGCGUGCACCGUCAACACAGGCAACCUGGACCAGAUGCUGCACCACUUGCUGGUGGACCCCAAGCACUACAGCAUCAGCACGCAGGUGCAGGCGAUGAUCUAUGACAACAAGGCGGGUCCCGCUGCUGUCCCCCGGGCCAUCUCCACAGCUAACGGCAACGGUCUCUAUGUCACGUUACCCAACCUGGCGCCCAAGCCGAUGAACAGCAAGCCCUUUGUGGUGCCCAGCAACGGGCAGCCCGGCAGCGGCACUGUGGUGGCCUUACAGCAGCUCCAAGGGGCGUCCAACAGUGCCACCCUGAUCUGCGCUCCUGGGAGCAACCAGGCUUUCCUGCCCCCACAGGCGUCGGCAUUGGUGCAACUGGCGAGCGCCGAGGCGAAGGGUUUACUCCAGCCCGGUGCCACCAUCUCCCUCCGGGGAUCCUCGGUUGUGCAAUAUCCUAGCGUGAAGCCGCCGACCCCGGCGGUAGUGGCCUCGCCUCAAGCGCAACAGGUCCUGGUCCCGGCACCUAAACCUGCUGUCGCGCAGGUGCCACCGGCCAACCAGGUGACUCUCCAAGGCACUAUGCUAACCUCCCAGUCGCUGCUGAGCCACCUCAUCCCCACCGGCAACCGCGUCAACGGCAUGCCCACGUACACCUUCGCGCCGCUCCAGGUGGCGGUGCCCGUCACGCAGAGUUCCACCAAGCCCACUGAACAGACCAGCAACCAGGCCAAGAAGUGGAUCACCUGCCCUCUCUGUAACGAACUCUUCCCUAGCAACGUCUUCGACAUGCACAUUGAGGUCGCCCACCAGACCAAGUUGGCCACGGCCCGCACGGAGAGCCUGGCGAGCCGAGCGGCAUUCCUCAAGAAGAUGCCCGACAAGACCAUCAAGUGUCUGACGUGCAAGGUGCUGCUGUCCGAAAGGAGCGUCCUGCAGCACCUGCUCCACGGCCUCAGCUGUCUCUACUGCUCCACCUUAUUCUUCUCAGUCAAGCAGCUGGCCGAGCACGUCAAGAAACACAACCCCACCGGCAAGCUUUACUGCGACUUCCUUCGCCAGAACUACAAGAUCUACACUAAGAGCAACGCCGGCCUCCUGAUACCAUACUUUGACGUCACCACCGAGGCGCCGCAGGAAAUCCUCGGGGAGUGCGAAGUCAACCUGGCUCUGGUCACCAGCUCUCUGGAGCUCAUCUACGUCAAGCUGCUGCCGAGCAGUCGGUCCGAAGUCUGCACGGCGCCCGUCAAAGUCAAUGCCUCCUGCUGCCCCUUCUGCAAUGAGAAGUUCCAGGCGGAGUCCAAAUACCUGCAGCACCUGAAGCAGAAACAUUUGGUGGCUCCCACCAUCCACGCCAUCCUCAAAACCGAUGCCUUCAAAUGUAUCUACUGCAACGGGGUCUACACGGGCAAGGUGACCCAGCAGGCCGUCAUGCUGCACAUCCAAAGAUGCCGCUGUUCCCCGAAGCCACCGCAGGUUCCCAAAAUCACAGCCCCGCCGCCUCAACUGGUGACCAAAGCCCCUCAGGCGCCUCGCCAGCCCUCGGGCCUCUACUUCCUCCAGGUGCCCCAAACCGUGACGGUGAAACCGCUGCAACCGAAGCCACCGCCGCAGAACAAAGAUCAGCUCGAAUCCACCAAGAGGCUGGAGGCCGCCUUGAAGCAGGUCAUCGAGAUCAACAAGCGGGAGCGCGAACAGAGAGCGUCCGUGCGCCGGAAGGAACCGCCGGAACCCGAAAUGGAAGCGGACCCCAAAGUCAAGCUGGCGCUGGAGCCGCUGCCGCAGGACCGCCGCGGGUACGAGGAGCGGCGUGACUUCAUCGCCCGCUACUUCAACCUCCGGCCGUACCUUAACCGCAUCGAGACAGAAGAGCUGUGCCGCCGCCUGUCGCUCAGCAAGUCGGAGCUGGUGGCGCUCUUCAGCAAGAAGCGCAUCCGCUGCAUGAAGAGCUUCAGCGGAAGCACGGCCACCGUGCUCUUGGGCUUCGACAUGGCCCGACUGGCGCGGCUGCAGCACCCGCUCGACAUUCCCGAGCAGAGGGUCGUCGAGACAAGGGAGAUUCAGUUAGACGAGCUGCCGGAGUUAACGGAGGACGCCACGACGCAGCCGGCCGAUGCCGCCGAGGCGGCACUUGAACCGGAACCGAUGGAUGAAAGCGGGAUUGACAAAACAGCUGCUGAGGUGCCUAUGGAGCAAAAUAAUUGACAUGAGAAGGAUACUUUGAAAGCCCCAGACAUGACAUAGGAUUUGUUCAAAAUUUCCAAACUCUCCCAUGAGUAGCAAAAAAA
Molecule: messenger RNA, 3288 nt
Organism: Hippocampus comes (tiger tail seahorse)
Lineage: Eukaryota; Metazoa; Chordata; Actinopteri; Syngnathiformes; Syngnathidae
Product: ADNP homeobox protein 2
Exons: 5
Coding region: 350-3205 (951 amino acids)
Biological process (GO): regulation of gene expression
Cellular component (GO): nucleus
Source: RefSeq, a predicted model, not a curated record